Molecule: messenger RNA, 4170 nt
Organism: Chironomus riparius
Lineage: Eukaryota; Metazoa; Arthropoda; Insecta; Diptera; Chironomidae
Source: the annotation of a GenBank genome assembly
ACUCAACAAACGACAGUCAAAGAAAAGAGCAAGUUCGCCAAAAAUCACGAAAAAUAAUUAAAAUCACGUUAAUUAAUAAAGAUAGAGAAGCAGAGAAGCCAUAAACAUCGGCAACUGCAUCAUAGAAAAGGAACUAGAAUCGAGUGAAUCAUAAAAUGUCAUAUAGUCAAAGUCUAUCAUUUCAAGAAGAUGAUGAUUUUAUUAUUUCGCAAUCAUUUUCUCAAUUUAACUUUCAAGACUUUACAUUACCCAGUCAGUCGCAAGCUUCUCAGCUAGAUCAUCAUAUUGGAAGUCAGCUCAAUGGCUUUGAUAAAUUGGAACCACCAUCGCCAAUACACAGUACAAGCAGUAAGAUUAAUGCCAUCUCAUCAGGCUUGAAUGAUUUGCAGUUUGAGGAAGAGGAUGAUGAUCAAAUAUCAUCAAAGGAUCUAUCUGCUCAUAGUUGUCGUUAUUGUGGAAUUUCUGAGCCAUCGACUGUUGUUAUGUGUAACAUUUGCAAGAAAUGGUUCUGUAAUGGACGUGGUAAUACGUCUGGAUCGCAUAUUGUCCAUCAUUUAGUUCGCGCUAAACAUCGAGAAGUUACAUUGCAUGAAGACGGUCCACUUGGAAGUACUGUUCUUGAAUGCUAUUCUUGCGGUAUUCGUAAUGUUUUCGUUUUGGGUUUUAUUCCCGCAAAAGCUGAUUCGGUCGUUGUACUUUUAUGUCGUCAACCGUGUGCAUCGCAAAAUUCAUUAAAGGAUAUGAAUUGGGAUCAGGAAAAUUGGAAACCUUUAAUUUCUGAUCGUUGCUUCCUUCCAUGGCUCGUCAAAAUCCCAACUGAACAGGAACAGCUUCGUGCACGUCAAGUAACGGCUGCAACGAUUAAUAAGCUUGAAGAAUUAUGGAAAGAUAAUGUUGAAGCGUCAAUUGCUGAUUUAGAAAAGCCCGGAAUUGACAAGGAACCGUCACAAGUACAGCUUAGAUAUGAUGACGGAUAUCAAUAUCAAAAUAUUUUCGGUCCUUUGGUUAAACUUGAGGCUGAUUAUGAUAAACGCUUAAAAGAGUCACAGACUCAAGAGGGAAUUGAAGUUCGUUGGGAUACAGGAUUGAAUAAGAAGACAAUUGCAUAUUUUACGCUAGCCAAAAUCGAUUCAGACAUGAAAUUAAUGCAUGGCGACGAAUUACGUUUACGGUAUGUUGGAGAAUUGCAUGAAUCUUGGUCGGCAAUUGGACAUGUCAUUAAAGUGCCUGAUAAUUUUGGAGAGGAUGUUGGAUUGGAAUUAAAGCAUAGCUCUAAUCCGCCAACUAAAUGCACAAGUAAUUUUGUUGUUGACUUCAUAUGGAAAGGAACUAGUUUCGACAGAAUGCAACAGGCUUUAAGAAAGUUUGCUGUCGACGAUAAUUCUGUCUCGAACUUUAUCUAUUCGAGAUUAUUGGGACAUUCAGGUGCUGACGAUGUAACAUUCAGGAUUAAUAAUCCACCAAAGCACUUUUCAGCUCCUAACUUGCCUGAUUUAAAUCGUUCUCAAGUUUAUGCUGUUAAACAUGCCAUCCAAAGACCUCUGUCCUUAAUUCAGGGACCGCCUGGAACUGGAAAGACAGUAACAUCAGCAACGAUUGUUUAUCAACUGGUCAAAAUCAAUGGAGGUCCAGUCUUAGUUUGUGCACCAAGCAAUACAGCUGUUGAUCAACUUACAGAAAAGAUUCAUCGUACGAACUUAAAAGUCAUUCGAGUAUGUGCAAAAUCACGUGAAGCUAUUGACUCACCAGUAAGCUUUUUAGCAUUACAUAAUCAAAUUCGUAAUAUGGAAACAAACAGUGAAUUAAAGAAGUUACAACAAUUAAAAGACGAAACUGGAGAAUUAUCUUCAGGAGAUGAAAAGCGUUAUCGCAUGUUGAAAAAGCAGGCAGAAAAAGAAUUGCUUGAUGCUGCUGAUGUUAUUUGCUGUACUUGUGUUGGUGCUGGAGAUCCUCGUUUAUCUCGAAUCAAGUUUAAUUCAAUCUUAAUCGAUGAAUCUAUGCAAUCGACCGAACCAGAAGCGAUGGUUCCAGUUGUUCUCGGUGCACGUCAGUUAAUUCUUGUUGGAGAUCAUUGUCAGCUUGGCCCAGUCGUAAUGUGCAAGAAAGCAGCAAAAGCUGGAUUAUCUCAAUCGCUUUUCGAACGUCUCGUUGUGUUGGGAAUCAGACCAUUCCGUUUAGAAGUUCAAUAUCGUAUGCAUCCUGAAUUGUCACAAUUUCCUUCAAACUUCUUCUAUGAAGGUUCACUUCAAAAUGGUGUUUGUGCUGAAGAGAGAAAAUUACGUGUCGACUUUCCAUGGCCAUCACCUGAAUGUCCAAUGUUUUUCCUUGUCACUCAAGGAGCUGAAGAAAUUGCCGGAAGUGGAACGUCAUAUUUGAAUCGAACAGAAGCAGCAAAUGUUGAAAAGAUCACAACAAGAUUCUUAAAAGCUGGAUUAAAACCUGAACAGAUUGGAAUAAUUACACCAUAUGAGGGACAACGUGCUUAUCUCGUUCAAUAUAUGCAAUAUCAAGGAAGUCUUCAUAGUAAGUUGUAUCAAGAAAUUGAAAUUGCUUCUGUUGACGCAUUUCAAGGACGUGAAAAGGAUAUAAUCAUCAUGUCUUGUGUCCGAUCGAAUGAACAUCAAGGAAUUGGAUUCUUGAAUGAUCCAAGACGUCUAAAUGUAGCACUGACUCGUGCAAAGUACGGAAUUAUUAUUGUUGGAAAUCCAAAAGUUCUCUCAAAACAGCAAUUGUGGAACAAUUUAUUAAACUUUUAUAAGGAAAAAAAGGUGCUUGUUGAAGGAUCACUUAAUAAUUUGAAGGAAUCAAUGAUACAAUUUGCAAAACCGAAGAAAAUUGUCAACACAUUUAAUCCUGGCCAGCAUUUCAUGUCAUCGACAAUGUUUGAUGCCAAAGAGGCAAUGCAGCAUCGGUCAUUUUAUGGCAAUAACAGUAAUAAUGAUCGAAUGAUGCCUGGAAAUAUGGGAAUGAGUAAUAAUUGGGGUAUGGAUAUGUUCCGUGCACAUGACUCGAUAUCAUACAUUUCGCCCGAUCGAGCACAAGCUGCGUUGCAAGGUAUGGCAGUUCCAGUUGGAAUGUUUAUGAAUAUGACAAAUAAUAUGCCGCCAAGAUUCUUCCAACAAGCGACAAUUCAACAAGCAGCAAAACAAAGUCGUGCAAAGAAAAUGCCUCCAAAUCAAAUCGUCAAUGCCGGUGCAUCGCAAUCAAAAAUGCGUGGACGUAGUAGCCAGCCAGGUCCAUUAACGCAAUCAAUGAGUCAAAAUAUGAUGAGUCAGCCAGGAUUUAAUGCAGACUUUUCGCAAGGAGAUUUCUUAGAAUCACAAGGCGAUGGCUUAUUGUCACAAGAUUUCGCAAACAGUCAAGGUCCUGAUAAGUUUUAUAGUAAUUUCCAGUCGCAAAAUUUUUGAUGAACAGUUAAUGACGAUUGCAAUAUGAACCAUAUUGAUUUAGAAUGCGAAUCAAAGCUGCGAUAAACAAACACAAUGGACAUUAAGAGCAUGAAAGAUGGCAAUUUAACAUGUCAUGAGACAUCAUCCAACAAUGAUACUAAACAACAACAAAAACAAAAAAUUAUGAAAAAUGAGGUGGGGAAAUUUUACGAAGAACAGUUCACAAUGACUCAUCAAACUUAAUUAAACAAUAAUAUCCAAUUUGAAUGAUGUUGACGGACGACUUCAUUACAAAUAAAUUAAAAAAGUUAAAAAAAAAUUCAAAAAAAAACGAUUAUAGAAUAUUGCAUAAAAUCUCUCUUCCUUCGCGAACGAACAUUGAAAUGGUCAGAAAAGAACUUUUUGGAAGCAAAAGUUACGACAAACGGGUGUGAUUGUGAUGGAAGGAAUAACACAUUGAUGCGUGACAUCAGACAAAGUGACAAGUAAAAAGUAAGAGCUCUUGGAGACUACUUAAAUGUUUAGAGUUUGAAGUGAGAGAUAAUCAUUCAUAGAAGAACCGGAAGUAAAUAGAAAUCUUCAAAUCGCUGCAACAAAUUUAUUGAAAACAAGUUUUAAUUUUUUAUUUUUAUUAUUAUUCAAAACUUUAUUUUUUCUCAUUCAUCUGAAAAACAGUUUGUUAUCAAUUUUUAAAAAGUUUCAAAAAUAUUGAAAAAAUUAAAAUUUUCAUGAGUUUUCUUUUUUGGAAAUAAAGUUCUACUUUCUUUUUGCAAAAUUUCAA